UGUAGGAAAUAUUAUUACAAAAUGCUCAAAUGUAGAAUCAUAGCCAUCUGUUUUGUCCUCAAUCAUCUGAAAAUUUUCCCAACUCUACUUUGAGAGAAGGAAAUCUACUCGAGUUGGGAGUUGAGAAAGCGCAUCUUCUCGGCAUCACGAACACAUGGCUGUGAUAUUGUUAAGUUGAUUUGACUCCUGUAGUAAACAUGCCGUCCUCUCUGCGGUGGUGAGCGUCGUUAAAAAGGGGUGAAUCUCCACCCCUUACCAUCAUGCUGUGGAAGGUUUGAGCACACAGUCUCUCUCCUACUACCACCUCUGGCCUUCAAGAACCAUAUGUCUUCUUGUUCUGGUUCCUUCACCUCAGGGAUGUCGAGGUCCCGCCGUUGGAACGACUCCGGCGAGCUUGAUGUCUUCGAGGCAGCACUCUACUUUUCUGGCGAGGUUACUGAUGUAGAUCUUGGACUUCAAAGAGCCUGGAGAACUGAGAGGAGGGGUUCGGAUACACCCACGGAAGCCACACUCUUCCAUCAGCCCCGAAAGGUUGAGAGUCGAUUCAAAGACAAGAAGCACAAGCAACCCUGCUCCCCUGGUGGCAAGUUGGCCAACCUUGUGAGCUCCUUCUUCCACCAAGCAGCUUCAAAGAAGAAAUCAAAGGCCGUCUCCCCUUCGCAGUCAUUUAAGGAGGAGUACGGGGAGAGGCUCUUAAGGAGGAGGAGAAACAGCAUCAACCAUCCAGAGAUCAUGACAGGUAGAGACUACUCCAACUCUAUCUUUUCUUCUGACAGAAGAAGUGGGACUGGAGUCUCUUCCCCUUACCCUAUUGUCCCUUUAAGCUCGGAGCGAGAGAAUUGGUACGAUAAGAGGGUGGCGGGUGCGUUUCUGUUGGCCGAGAGAUCGAAGCUCAUUACUGAUGGGUUUGCCGGGAACACAUGGGUUGAGAAGGGAAGCUAUCGCAUGCUACAUAACAGGGAGGCUCAUCAGUGGGCUGAGGCGUUCAUAGAAAAGGAAGACAAGUGUAGGAGAAGAGAGGAGGAGGAGGAGGAAGAGGACGAUGGGGGGAGUGAUUCCAGCUCAGACCUGUUUGAGCUGAAGAGCUAUGACUUGGUGUUUUGAUAGCUCAAGUUGACUUCGUUUCACUUUGUUGUUGAAACCAUUUUCUGUUC
Molecule: messenger RNA, 1154 nt
Organism: Musa acuminata subsp. malaccensis (wild Malaysian banana)
Lineage: Eukaryota; Viridiplantae; Streptophyta; Magnoliopsida; Zingiberales; Musaceae
Source: RefSeq, a predicted model, not a curated record